UAAGGCUACAUUUACAUGCAUUUGACUUGCCCCACUUCAGAACAUGAGAGCAUAUUGGAGACUGACAUUUUCCCUUGCAGUGUCUCUUGCCUUGCAGAGGGAACAGUGUGUCUUGUAGGAGAUGCUGGCUUUUGUUGCUUGUUCCAUUGGCUGACCUAUUUUAAGAAGGUAGGAAUUAUUUUGUUUGCUAAGUAUUUUCCAAUUUCAAAGGUAAAAUACCAUGAAGACUUUGAGAAGACCAAGGGAAGCUUCACGUCUGUAGUAACUGAUCCCAUUACUGAGCGCGUAAAGAAAAACAUGCAAGACUUCAGUGACAUCAGCUACCGCGGCAUCCAAAGACGGGUUGUAGAGAUGCAGAGGCGACGUGUGGAAAAUGAAGCAGAGAGCCUCACAGAUCUGCGUGUGUGGCGCACCAACCCUGGCUCAGUGUUUGAUUAUGAUCCAGCUGAAGACAACAUUCAGUCCAGGAGUUUGCACAUGCUAAGCAUUCAAGCCCAGCGUCGCAGCCGGGAGCACUCACGCUCUGCUAGCGCUCUGAGCCUGAGUGGCGGAGAUGAGAAAUCAGAACCUUCUGAACCUGACCAGACCAUUACUUAUUAUAACGGAAACAACUUCUUCCAGACAACCGCCACUAGCUACCAACACACCAAAACCACUGUCCUGCCACAGCAGAGAUCAUCCUCUGUUGCUACACAGCAGACCACAGUGUCAUCCAUUCCCUCUCACCCUUCAACAACUGGCAAAACCUACCGUGCCAUAUAUGAUUAUUCAGCAGCUGAUGCAGAUGAAGUCUCUUUCAAAGAUGGUGACGUCCUUAUGAAUGUGCAGUCCAUUGAUGAAGGAUGGAUGUAUGGUACUGUGCAAAGGACUGGGAUGACAGGCAUGUUGCCAGCCAACUAUGUAGAUGCUAUCUAAGUUACAUCAAUUCUUCCGUAGAGACUUCCCACAGUCCCCUCCUAAAACAAAAACACAAGUUACAAGUAAAACCAUAAAACCAUAAUUUGAUAUUUUCAAAUGGAAUUUAAUUUCUUACAGGACAAAAACAUUCUCCCAUUGUCCAUCCAACUCUUAUUAACCCAUGUUACAAGACAUGAUAAGUCCUAGGCACAUACAAAGACAAAGUGGUGCCUAAGUUGUUCACUGGUAUAACUGGUACUUCUGCUGUAUUGAAACUAGUAAAUAGUGUUCCGAUUCUUUUCACCAACAUUUAACUCUACAGACCAUUUAACUUGUAUUCAGAGAUGUACUCCAUAUGUUAUAUCCAAACUAAACCAUUUGGUCUCAUCUGAUGUAGGAAAAUGUAUUAUCUAACAUAACUUGCUCAUGACAAAUGUGAUAUCAGUACAACUCUACUUAAUCAACUAUAAUAUUGUUUCUGUAUCCUGACAAAUGUGUAGUUAGUAUGCAAAUUCAUUACAAGAGCUUUAAAAAACAGGUUGCUACUGAAAGACUUGAUUUUCAUAACUGGAGACCCUUUUGAUGGAGGUUAUUAAGGAACUUGAUAGCCUCCCUACUUCACUGCUCAAGGUGAACUUGUACAUGUAUUGUCUGUUUUCUCAACACCAGAUAACUAGCUGUGGGGUCAAAUAAAGCUCAGUUUCUGCAAAACA
Molecule: messenger RNA, 1610 nt
Organism: Chiloscyllium plagiosum (whitespotted bambooshark)
Lineage: Eukaryota; Metazoa; Chordata; Chondrichthyes; Orectolobiformes; Hemiscylliidae
Source: RefSeq, a predicted model, not a curated record